This is a messenger RNA of Fusarium tjaetaba, 471 nucleotides long. RefSeq lists its product as uncharacterized. The transcript has a single exon. NCBI's taxonomy places the organism in Eukaryota, Fungi, Ascomycota, Sordariomycetes, Hypocreales, Nectriaceae. The record is from RefSeq and is a predicted model, not a curated record. The annotation marks the transcript as partial.
GCAGUCGACAUCUACUCGUCCAACCGCCUCAACACUUGGCGCCUGACGACCUGGAUCUGUUGGAUCUUCUACCUCACGUUCCUCUGGAUCUUCUCAUGGCCAAUCCUCUUCUUCAUUACAAAGCGGUAUCAAGUCGUCAGUGCCGAAUGGCCAUUCUCUCUAACUGAUGCAAACGGCCAGAAGCGCUAUACAACUGUUAGUGAGCAGCAAUGGGUGGACUUGUAUGGGCCCGCCAUCAAGCAGCUUUGUCUGGACCGAUAUGAGGGCUUGGCAGGCGAUGCAUUCUUGAAUCAGGUUCUAGAGAGGGGAGAUGCGAACACGAGAAACGAGGGUGUUGAUACCAGAGCUGCUAUGGGAGUCGCCGCAGCCGCCUUCCAGGGCGGACGAUUCAACGCUGUCAGCGGUGCGAGGAGUCUGAUGCGUAUUGCUGGGGCAUCAAGUGACCAGAUCGGUUGGGGCUUUGAUACGUGA